This is a messenger RNA of Salvia splendens (bonfire salvia), 1154 nucleotides long. RefSeq names its product pentatricopeptide repeat-containing protein At4g21190. The transcript is spliced from 5 exons. The coding region runs from base 226 to 933 and encodes 235 amino acids. The record is from RefSeq and is a predicted model, not a curated record. Lineage: Eukaryota; Viridiplantae; Streptophyta; Magnoliopsida; Lamiales; Lamiaceae. Gene Ontology annotation, molecular function: protein binding.
CAAAUUUCAAAGGAUUAUAGCGCUUUCUGCUUCAAUUCGGCUCUCAGUUGAGCUACGGGAGUUUGUGACUGGAAUUUAUUUAUCAAGUUCCGUUUUAGAUAGGUGUUGAAUUUCUCUCGGUGAUUAAGUUUGCUCGUCUUGAGUUUUGCAUUUUGAUAGUUGAAAUAUCUGACUUUUGAAUCUUUAUUUAUUUUUACUGUUCUUGUAUUGCUCUUAAUUACCGAAAUGAAUAUAUAUUUUAGUUGUAGGAUGCUCAGUUUGAGGCAUUCUCUUGCAACUAUCAGUACAGGAUUGCAGUCAGUUGAAUUUGGGGAGAAUCGCCAUCUAUGUCUGGUGGAAUGUGCUGCUAAAGGUCCUCGACCAAGGUACCCUCGCGUGUGGAAAACCAAAAAAAAGAUAGGGACCAUUUCAAAGUCCCUAAAGCUUGUUGAAUGUAUAAAGGGAUUAUCAAAUGUGAAAGAGGAAGUAUAUGGGGCUCUUGAUUCCUUCAUUGCUUGGGAACUCGAAUUUCCAUUGAUUACGGUGAAGAAAGCUUUAAAAAGUCUUGAGAAUGAGAAGGAGUGGAAGAGGAUAAUUCAGGUGACAAAAUGGAUGCUAAGCAAAGGGCAAGGAAGAACCAUGGGAAGUUAUUACACUUUGCUGAAUGCUUUGGCAGAGGAUGGAAGGCUUGAGGAGGCCGAAGAGCUAUGGCAGACACUGUUUACUCGGAACAUAGAAAGUAUGCCGCGCCUGUUCUUUGAGAGGAUGAUCUCUAUCUACUAUCAGAAAGAAAUGCAUGAGAAAAUGUUCGAGAUAUUUGCAGACAUGGAGGAGCUAGGUAUCAAGCCGAAUGUGCCAAUUGUGACGAUGGUGGGGGAGGUUUUCAAGAAACUCGACAUGCUGGACAAAUACGAGAAACGGAACAGGAAGUAUCCUCCACCAAAGUGGGAAUAGCGAUAUAUCAAAGGUAAGCGUGUCAAGAUAAGAAGCCAAUAUGCCGAUCAAAUCGAAGGCGACAGUGAAGUAAAUACCUCUAAAGUUGAAGCUAGUAGUGAUGCUGUUGAACUGCAUGAAAAAUGCAGAGGUAAAUAACUUGUAUCUGCCUGAAACAAAGGUUACAGAGUGAUAAUUGUAUUUUUAUUAACAUCAGUUUUGAUAUUCUAAUUAUUAGUGAA